AUGUUCAAGAAGGAUAUCUUGAGGAAACCAUUGGGAGGUUUUGGUUUAGAAAUGGAUCGAAGUGCCUACUCACUUGCUUCAGAAUCAAGCAAACGUCUUGCUUCAGAAAUGGAUCGUAGUGUUGUCUCACUUGCCUCAUUCAAUGGAUUUGCAAAGAAGUUUUCUUGCACAGGUGUAUUUAUAAAGGGCAAAAAAUGCUCUGCAACAAUUCUGACUUCAGCAAGUUUGGUUAGAGUUCCUGGCAGUGCACACAUGAUUGAUGAUAACUUAUGGAUUGAAGUUUGCCUAACAGGCGGAUUUCGAGUUGUAGGGAUGUUGAACUGUUAUAAUUUAUACUACAAUGUUGCUCUUGUUGACAUCAUCGGAUUCUGGCGUCCUCGUACAAUAAAAAUCCAUCGGCAUCCAGUUACCUCAUCUAUGGACGUAAUAGCUGUUGGUAGUCUUUUUGCGCGUCGCAAACUAAUGGCUGUUGAGGGGAAGGUGUUGAUUGGCAAACAAAGCAAACUUGAUUGCAAAGAACUUUGUGUCUCCACCUGUGUAAUCACCAAGGCUGGGAUUGGGGGGCCUCUUAUUGACAAUGAUGGGAAUUUUGUUGGAAUGAACUUCUAUGAUGAGGAAGAAACUCCGUUCCUGCCGAGGGAUGUUAUUCACCGCCUCUUAUUGAACUUAAAUAAAACACGAUAA
Triticum turgidum subsp. durum (durum wheat) is the source of this 684-nucleotide messenger RNA. The record is from the annotation of a GenBank genome assembly. Lineage: Eukaryota; Viridiplantae; Streptophyta; Magnoliopsida; Poales; Poaceae.